Nicotiana attenuata is the source of this 1325-nucleotide messenger RNA. RefSeq lists its product as uncharacterized. NCBI's taxonomy places the organism in Eukaryota, Viridiplantae, Streptophyta, Magnoliopsida, Solanales, Solanaceae. Gene Ontology annotation, molecular function: acyltransferase activity, transferring groups other than amino-acyl groups. The record is from RefSeq and is a predicted model, not a curated record. The coding region runs from base 35 to 862 and encodes 275 amino acids. Gene Ontology annotation, cellular component: chloroplast. The transcript is spliced from 5 exons.
AAAAGCUUGGACCAAAACAAAGCAAACAGAAAAAAUGGCAAUCCUCAUUACACCAUUUUCAUACUCACCACAAGCUUCUUCUCUUUACCUUAGGUCCAAAUUACACAACAUCAACAUCUAUAGUACUUAUGGCUAUAGAAGUAGUACCCCUCUUCGUUCUUUUGUUCUUUGUUCAUCUCAACAACAAAUUUCUCCACAACCAAUCUUGAUUGAUAAAUCUAUAUUAAGUAUAUCUGAAGCUAAAUCUGAAAAUGAAUUAUGGGCUGCUUCUUGUCUUCGUGUUAGAACUUUCUAUGGUUUCCAACAUGAUACUCUCAACACAGAAGAUCAUACAAAGUACCUGACUGAACGUGAGUUUGAAGCACUGACGGAACGUAUCGCUGGGAAAAGAGUCGGCUUUGGAAGAGUUUCUUGCAUCAAUGCCAUUCUUCCAUUUUCAAAAGUCUCAAAUGUUGCAUAUGAUUUGAGUACUUCUUGUAAAUUUUCUCAAGAUAAUGCGGAACUAGUUGUCGUUGGGACACUGGAUAUUAACCAGUGCAUCAGACUUCCUGAUGAAAUCACAGGAAUGAAACCAAAGGGAAUUGGAGCUGAUUUUGCUAGGGGAUAUGUGAGUAAUGUAUGCGUUGCUAAAGAAAUGCAAAGAAAUGGCCUGGGCUGUGCUCUUAUUGCUAAAGCGAAGACGGUUGCUAAAGAAAUGGGAAUAAGUGAUUUAUACGUCCAUGUUGCCAUUGACAAUGAGCCGGCGAAGAAGUUGUACAUGAAGUGUGGCUUUGUAUACGAGAACGAGGAACCUGCAUGGCAAGCAAGGUUCUUAGAUCGACCUCGUAGGCUUCUUUUGUGGACAGAUCUCUCCAACUCUUAAGAUUUUUCGAUGUAGAAUAUACACAAAGUUCUCAUUUCUACCCUCAAUACCGGGUCAUUCUAUAGCAUUAUUAUACCUUCCGUAUUCAUCGUGUGUUGGUUAUUUGUCAGCAACAGUUUAGCUUACGAUGUGCUUGGACGCCCUCGACCAAAGACGUCCAAGAGAAUCAAAAGCUAGAGGAGUUUGUGAAGGGAAUUGUGCCAUGUGUUAGAAAGUACCUAUAAUUGUAUCAUUUUUUAUAGAUUUUUAUUGCAAGUAAUUUCUUCAUGGGUUCGAGCCGAAAACAGCCUCUUGCAGAAAUGCAGGGUAAGGCUGCAUACGAUAGACCCUUGUGGUUCGACCCUUCCCCGAAUCCCUACAGGGAACUUAGUGUAUUGGGCUGCCCUUUUUUUAAUAUUUCCAUGUAUCAUUUGUGUCCAUCUUUUUACAUAUCAUAUUGAAAAUGUAAGAUGUUUUGCUUGUU